Messenger RNA from Stegodyphus dumicola, 2690 nucleotides. RefSeq names its product alanine--tRNA ligase, cytoplasmic-like. Gene Ontology annotation, biological process: alanyl-tRNA aminoacylation. The record is from RefSeq and is a predicted model, not a curated record. Lineage: Eukaryota; Metazoa; Arthropoda; Arachnida; Araneae; Eresidae. Gene Ontology annotation, cellular component: cytoplasm; mitochondrion. Gene Ontology annotation, molecular function: aminoacyl-tRNA deacylase activity; ATP binding; nucleic acid binding.
UAUCGCAUGGCGCCAAUGCGUCCGAAAUCAAACCAACUCGAUAUCUAAUGUGUUAUACUGAUGAUUUCGGGAGAAAUUUCGUAUUUUUGUUUAGUUUAUGAUACACAUGUUUCAAUAUCGAUUUGUUUGAACACUUUGGAAUAUAUAACAUUUUGUAGAUCGAAUGCUGUGCAUUACAUUUAAGAAUUAAGUAUCUGUUUACCUUGAAUAUGGGUUUCAUCUAUGCUGGAAGGAUAUUUGACAAACGAGGAAUUUCCCGUUUACUGAGGCUAAAUGAAUACUUUCAUAUAUGUCGGCAUUAUCAAAAUAAAACUUUAGAACUGAAAACUGAGAAAAUUUCGGCAAGAGAAGUCAGACAGUUGUUUUUGGACUAUUUUGUUAAAGAAAAGAAUCAUACUUAUGUACAUUCUAGUCCAGUAUUUUUGAAUAACGAUCCUUCCUUGUUAUUCGUUAAUGCUGGUAUGAAUCAGUUUCGAUCCUUGCUGAUGAAUAAAACACACACUGGACAUCCUUUACAUGGAUUAAAGAGGGUGGCUAAUAGUCAAAAAUGCAUUCGUUUAAGUGGAAAACACAAUGAUUUGGCUGAUGUUGGCAAAGAUCUUCAUCAUCAUACAUUUUUUGAAAUGCUUGGAAAUUGGUCAUUUGGUGACUAUUCAAAGAAAGAAGCUUGUGAAAUGGCAUGGGAGCUUUUAACCAAAAUUUAUGGUCUAAAUUCAGAGAAUCUUUAUGUGACUUAUUUUAAUGGAGACAGUAAACUUGGAGUGCCACCUGAUGAAGAAUGUAAAAAUAUUUGGCUUGAUAUUGGCAUUCAUCCAAGUCAUAUUUUCCCCUUUGGAACAAAAGAUAAUUUUUGGGAAAUGGGUGAUGUAGGACCUUGUGGCCCUUGCACUGAAAUACAUUAUGAUUUUUUAUCCUCUGGCUCUGAAUCAGCUGCUCAAAGAAUAAACUCUGGUAGAUCUGAUCUGAUUGAAAUAUGGAAUUUAGUUUUCAUUCAGUACAACAGGUUGCCAGAUGGCAUGCUUAAAGCUCUUUCGUCAUUAAAUGUAGACACUGGAAUGGGCUUUGAAAGACUUACUGCAGUUAUUCAAGGAACAAUGUCAAAUUACAACACUGAUAUAUUUAUUCCAUUAUUUAAAGCAAUUGAGAAAAAUUUCAAGGUUCAACCCUAUAAAGGCAAAACUGGAUGCCAUGAUGUUGAUGGCUUAGAUACUGCUUAUCGAAUAUUGGCUGACCAUAGUCGCAUGUUUACUGUGUCCAUAGCUGAUGGCAUUUUUCCUGAUUACAAUGAUGCAGGGUCUGUCCUUCGUAAAAUAAUUAGGAGAGCAGCAUACACUGCAAAUCGUGUCAUGAAAACUCGACCUGGAAUUCUUACAUCAUUAGUGCCAUAUGUUGCUGAAUCUCUAGAUUUUUAUCCUGAAAUAGGAAAACAUGUUAAGGAGGUUAUAGAUAUUGUAAAUGAAGAAGAAAAAUUGUUUCAUCAGUUAGUGAACAAAGGUCGCAAAGUACGUAACAAAAUGAUGUCAGAAAGUACAGGAAAUGUAUUUGAUGGACAGAAAUUGUGGGAAUUGCAUGAAAUUCAUGGUUUAGAGGAAAAUGUUAUUCAGGAUUUACUGUUGGAAGUUAAUAUCUUACCAGAUUGGGAAAGUUAUAAACAAGUCACGAAGGAAAAGCAACAACACAGAAGUUCUCAGUUUGGAGAAAAAUCAAACAGCAUGUUAGAACUGCUAAAAAUUCUGGAAAAUGAAAGUAUUCCAGCCACUAAUGACAUAUUCAAGUACAGGCAUUAUACUGAUAAAAAUAAAUUUGGUGUUGAAAGUAUAACUUCCUCUGUUCUUGCGAUCAUAAGCGAUGGAAAACUUUCAUCAGAAGUACAAAAGGGUAACCACUGUAUAAUAGUAACAGACAAAACUAACUUUUAUUCUGAAGCUGGAGGACAAGUUUCUGAUGUUGGAAAUAUUUAUGGUAAGGACUUUAGUUUUCAAGUUGAAAAUGUGACUUCUUCUCAUGGGUUUGUCUUUCACCAUGGAACUGUUACUGGUGGCACCUUGAAAUGUGAACAAGUUCAGAUGUCUGUUAAUGAGGCUCAUCAUCUUGCUUGUGCCCAGAACCAUACAGCAACUCAUUUAUUAAAUGCAGCUUUGAGAAAACUUUUACCAUAUACUAUGCAGCGUUCUUCAUAUGUCGGACCUAAACAUCUGCGACUUGGCUUUAGUGCAAGAAAAAUAUUAAGUACAGAACAAGUUAAGGAAAUUGAAAGCUUUGUCAAAAGUUGUAUUGAACAGAACCUGAAAGUGAAAAGAUUGGAAAUGCCAUUUGAGGCACUGUUAGAUAAUCCAAAAGCUGUAGUGCUGCGUGGUGAGGAAUAUCCUGAGAUUGUUUCAGUGAUCGCUAUUGAAUCUAACAGGGAUGAUGGCGAACUCAUUUCAUUAGAACCGUGCUGUGGGACUCAUGUGCAUAAUACUGCAGAUCUUCUAGACUUCACUGUUAUACCAUCCAAAUCAUUUGGUGGAGCAACCAAGAGCUUAAGUGCUGUAACUGGAAUGCAAGUUUCUACUACAAGAAAAAAUGGUGAAUUUCUGGAAAAAGAAAUUUUUCAACUUAAGACGGAGGUGGAACAAACAUUACAGGAAAUCAAUGUUCCUUUGGAUACCAUCUCAGCACAUCUUAAAAAAGUCAAGAGCUUAACAAAA